Gastrolobium bilobum is the source of this 981-nucleotide messenger RNA. Its product is annotated as early nodule-specific protein 2-like. The transcript has a single exon. Gene Ontology annotation, molecular function: structural constituent of cell wall. The record is from RefSeq and is a predicted model, not a curated record. The coding region runs from base 13 to 765 and encodes 250 amino acids. NCBI's taxonomy places the organism in Eukaryota, Viridiplantae, Streptophyta, Magnoliopsida, Fabales, Fabaceae.
CAAGCCUGAGACAUGUCUUCUAUACACUCACUAGUUCUGCUCCUUCUUGGAGUGGUGGUGAUUCUAAUCACCACUCCAGUGUCGGCAAAUUACUACAAGCCACCCACUUAUGAGCCUCCCCCAACUGAAAAACCUCCCACAUAUGAACCUCCACCCACCUAUGAGCCUCCACCAACUGAAAAACCACCACCAGUUUAUAAGCCUCCAACCUACCCACCACCAGUGUAUCACCCUCCUCACGAGAAGCCACCACCGGUAUACGAGCCUCCACAUGAGAAGCCACCACCAGUGUAUGAGCCUCCACAUGAGAAGCCACCGCCGCCUGAAUACCAGCCUCCUCAUGAGAAACCACCACCACCUGAAUACCAGCCUCCACAUGAGAAACCACCGCACGAGAAACCACCAUAUGAGAAGCCUCCACCACCAGAGUACCAGCCUCCUCAUGAGAAGCCACCACCACCAGAGUACCCACCUCCUCAUGAGAAACCACCAUAUGAGAAGCCACCCCAUGAGAAACCACCUCAUGAGAAACCCCCACCAGAGUAUCAGCCUCCUCAUGAGAAACCACCACCAGUGUACCCACCACCUUAUGAGAAGCCACCCCCAUUGUAUCCACCACCAGUGUACCAGCCUCCUCCUUAUUUGAAGCCACCCAUUCACAAACCUCCUUAUGAGAAACCACCAGUUUACGAGCCACCACCAUUGGAGAAGCCACCGGGCUACAACCCCCCACCUUAUGGUCACUAUCCGCCAUCCAAGAAUUAAUAACCAGUGAUGAACGAACGUUGCAUCUUUUUGGUACUAAGAAUAUUUUGAUUUUCUUUUAAGAUGUGAAGUCUACCCUUCUGCAGUAGUUCUUAAAAAUAAAGGCUCUAUGCCUGUGCAUGUGUGUGUGUAAUAACGACUUUCUUUUCCAUUUCAGCAACUAUAAUGUAAUUUCAAUUAUUACUGCUCUUAGCUAUGCCUGCAAUGAAUAUUUCU